AUGUUACAAUCAUUAAAUAGAUCAGUAAGAUAUUUAAGUACAUCAAUUGGGUCAAGAUUAUAUUGUAGUAAUACAAAUCAAACAACAAAAAACAACACAAAUGCAAGUGGUGUUAAUGAUAAUCAACAAACUCAUUUUGGAUUUAAAACAGUGAAUAAAGAAGAUAAAGAAUCAAUGGUUAAAGAUGUAUUUGAUAGUGUAUCAUCAAGUUAUGAUUUAAUGAAUGAUGUUAUGAGUAUGGGUAUUCAUAGAUUAUGGAAAGAUGAAUUAAUUAAUACAUUAAAUCCAACACCAGGUUCUCAUUUAUUGGAUGUUGCAGGUGGUACAGGUGAUAUUUCAUUUAGAUUUUUAGAUAAAAUUAAAACAUCACCAAAUUAUUUCCCAAAUAUAAAUAAGAGUAAUAAUGGCGGUGGUGAAGUUUUAAAAUCAUCAUCAUUACCAUCAUCGGCAACAGUAUUUGAUAUUAAUCAAUCAAUGUUGAAUGAAGGUAAAAAGAGAGGAUUGAACAAAGGAUAUACAGAUCAAAGUGAUCCUUCAAUUGAUUGGGUUCAAGGCAACAGUGAGCAAUUACCAUUUAAAGAUAAUACAUUCAAUUGUUACACCGUUUCAUUUGGUAUUAGAAAUUGUACAAAUAUAGAUCAAGUUUUAAGAGAAGCUUAUAGAGUUUUAAAACCAGGUGGUAGAUUUUUAUGUUUAGAGUUUAGUCAAGUCCCAAAUCCAUUAUUAAGAUUCGCCUAUGAUCAAUACUCUUUCAAUGUCAUCCCUAUCAUGGGUCAAUUAAUCUCUGGUGAUCGUGAUUCUUAUUCCUAUUUAGUCGAAAGUAUUAGAAAAUUCCCAGAUCAAGAAACUUUUGUUCAAAUGAUUCAAGAUGCUGGUUUCAAACAAGUUACCUAUAAAAAUUUAACUUUUGGUAUUUGUAGUAUUCAUAGUGGUUUUAAAUUAUAA
Dictyostelium discoideum AX4 is the source of this 945-nucleotide messenger RNA. It is a transcript of the gene coq5, whose product is annotated as ubiE/COQ5 methyltransferase family protein. The coding region runs from base 1 to 945 and encodes 314 amino acids. NCBI's taxonomy places the organism in Eukaryota, Evosea, Eumycetozoa, Dictyosteliales, Dictyosteliaceae. Gene Ontology annotation, cellular component: mitochondrial inner membrane; extrinsic component of mitochondrial inner membrane. The transcript is spliced from 2 exons. The record is from RefSeq and is a predicted model, not a curated record. Gene Ontology annotation, molecular function: methyltransferase activity; 2-methoxy-6-polyprenyl-1,4-benzoquinol methyltransferase activity. Gene Ontology annotation, biological process: ketone biosynthetic process; ubiquinone biosynthetic process.